UGGUAGUGCAAAUAUCACUGUCAGCGAUAAGUUUUGACAUUAACGUGGCAAGUGGAUGCAAAAUAUUUAUUUUCUGUUAGUCCUUUUAUUGGGAAAAGUAUUAAAAAAUGGUGAUUUAUCUGUGAUACGAUCUGCUGAUGAAUAUCCAGUGGAAAUAGUUCUAGUGCUUUAAUCGCCAAGCGCGAGUGUGAAUAGUUCCAUUAGAUGCAAUUCUGCAACUCAUCUGGAUGAAGAGUUUCUAAAAUAUUGUUGGCCCUAUUUCAGAAAUACGAACAAUGGCUUUAAAGAAAGUUAAAGGGAAUAUCGAACGAAUGUUCGACAAAAAUUUAACCGAUUUGGUGCGGGGAAUUAGGAACAACAAGGAAAAUGAGGCAAAGUACAUAUCUCAGUGCAUGGAAGACAUUAAGCAGGAAUUGAGGCAAGAUAAUCUUGCAGUUAAGAGCAAUGCCAUCGCCAAACUGACCUAUCUACAAAUGUUGGGCUAUGACAUCUCUUGGGCAGGCUUUAAUAUAAUCGAAGUGAUGAGUUCGAAUAAGUUUACCCUAAAAAGAAUUGGCUACUUAGCAGCCAGCCAAUCGUUCCAUUGCGAUUCUGAGCUGCUCAUGCUGACAACCAAUAUGAUUAGGAAGGAACUGAACUCCCAAAAUCAAUACGAAGCUGGGCUGGCAUUAACUUCACUUAGUUGUUACAUUAGCACGGAUUUGGCCAGGGACUUGUCAAACGAUAUUCUUACUUUGCUAAGUUCAACGAAGCCCUACAUAAGAAAGAAGGCUGUUUUAAUGAUGUAUAAAGUCUUUUUGAAAUAUCCUGAGGCUUUGAGGCCGGCUUUCCCGAGACUGAAGGAAAAGUUAGAAGAUCCUGAUCCAGGAGUCCAGUCUGCGGCAGUGAAUGUGGUUUGCGAAUUGGCCAGAAAGAAUCCCAAAAACUACCUGAGUUUGGCUCCAGUGUUUUUCAAACUUAUGACUACAAGUACAAACAAUUGGAUGCUAAUUAAAAUUAUUAAACUUUUUGGUGCUCUUACUCCUCUAGAACCUAGGCUAGGCAAAAAGUUGAUAGAACCUUUAACAAAUUUAAUUCACAGUACUUCAGCGAUGAGUUUAUUGUAUGAAUGCAUCAACACUGUAAUAGCGGUUCUUAUAAGUAUUUCAUCUGGGAUGCCAAAUCAUGCUGCCAGCAUACAGUUAUGCGUGCAAAAGCUCCGGAUACUCAUUGAGGAUUCAGAUCAAAACUUGAAAUAUCUUGGACUCCUUGCCAUGUCGAAGAUCUUGAAAACGCACCCGAAAAGCGUACAAGCCCACAAGGAUCUGAUUUUGCAGUGUAUGGAAGAUAAAGACGAAUCUAUCAGGCUCAGGGCAUUGGACCUGCUUUACGGAAUGGUGUCCAAGAAAAAUCUAAUGGAAAUUGUGAAGAAACUCAUGGUCCAUAUGGAUAAGGCCGAAGGCACUGUUUACAGGGACGAGCUGCUUAGCAAAAUUAUUCUGAUCUGCUCCCAGAAUAACUAUCAAUUUAUCACCAAUUUUGAGUGGUAUAUUACAGUUCUAGUAGAAUUAGCCCAGAUGGAAUUCGGAAGCAAACAGGGCCAUGUAAUAGGAUCGCAAUUAAUGGACGUUUGUAUACGAGUGCAAGCCAUAAGAUCGUUCGCAGUGACUGAAAUGGGACAGUUAUUGGAAGUGUACACUUCAACUUCUCAAUUUACAAUCAUGCAGGAGGUCCUGUAUGCGGCUGCUUGGUUAACAGGAGAAUUUGCUAGCGAGCUGGAAAGCCCCGAAAACACCCUGCGCAGCAUGUUAAAGUAUAAAUCUUUGCCGCAACACAUCGAAUCGGUUUUCAUUCAUAACAUCGUAAAACUGUUUGCUCAUAUAAUGGAAAAACAUGAAGCUGCAGGAAAUUACGAUGCUAUUUUGGAACUAUCCGAUUCCAUUGCCUGCAAAAUGAACGAAAGCAUCAAAUCAGGGGAAUUGGAGGUCCAGGAAAGGGCCAGCACGGCUUUGAUCAUCAUCGACAUUGUUAAGGAGGAAAUCGCAGCAAAAAACAGCUCAAAACUGAUGGAUGAUAUAGAGGAUCCCCUAACAAGCCAGCCUGAAGAGUUGGUGGCAAGCGAGAUUUUGAGUUUAUUCAAAGGCGAACUUAAUCCAGUAGCGCCCAAAGCGCAAAAGAAGGUUCCCGUCCCGGAUGGACUUGACUUAGAUGCCUGGAUUAAUGAGCCAAUACAGUCCGAGUCGGACUCAGACAGUGAGCCGGACAAUACAGAAAAUUUGUUUGUAAAGUCGGAAAAAUUGGAUUACGGCAACAAGUAUCAGUACGAGCCCACCGAAGAGGAUAUUAAGAAGAACCGAGAAGCUCGUAAAUCCGAGCAACAGAAUAAUCCCAAUUACCUCAAAGGCAGUCUCGACUCAGAGCAAAGCAGCAAUGGGCAUGAUAAUGUCGAAACUAUCUCAGUGGCGGAGCUAAAUCUCGAUCUGCCCCCGCUGAGGGUGUUGGGCGAAAAACGGUCCGACAAAUAUCUGAAUCUUCACAAGGACAAGACCAAAGGCAAGAAGAAAAACAAGAAAAAGAAGAAACACCGAAAAUCGGAAAGCUCUUCCGAUGAAAACCUGGAUGUUGCCGCAGUUGUCGAGGUGAAGCAAGUUAUGGAACUGCCAGAAGGAGCCACACUUUCGGACUCAGAUAGUGAUCAUCAUCGGCUGGACGAUCCGCACAGGGCGUUAGAUAUAGAUCUGGAUCUGCCUCCCAUUAGCGAGGUUUUGGCGAAAAAACCACCAGAAACAGUAGAUAGACCCCAAAAGGAAAAGAAAAAGUCAAAAAAGAAAGAAAACAAAGGUAAAGAGAAGAAGCCCGAGAAGCAUAAAUCCGAGAAAAGGAAAAAGGCCAAAGUGGAAAAUUUGCUGGAACUCGAUAAAGGUGCAGAUGGUGAGCCCAAAGCGGAAAAUAAGACCAAGAAACCGAAAAAGGAUAAGAAGAAAUCAAAGGAAAAAGGAGCCAAAAGUAAGACUAAAAAUUCCACGUCUGGUUAUGAGGAGGCUUUGGGUAUAUCAACUCCAACUAAAGAGAUCUACCCGAGUUAAAAUAUUUUAUGUUGCAAUAGUUAUAUUUUUUAUGCUUUAGGAUUGAAUAAAACAUUUAGUUAACUAAUGAUUUACAGUUAAAUCUCCAUGGUUUGCAGUUGGGAAUUUUACCGUAAUUCCAUACUUGUUCAAAUGUAAAUCUAUCGCUAAGAAUGCAAGGUUUUUAACGAAUUGUUGGAGACAGGAAUUGUCCAUUUUAAUGUUAAGACUUAAGCUCUAUUGAACAACAAUAAUAGGUUUAAGUUUAGGUGUUAGUCAACAUCAAUCUUCAUAUAUAGAUGAUUCUAUUUAAACAUCUAAUUACUGUCCACCUCCGGUUUUUCCUGUCUAGAAUGUAGUUCCUUAAUAGUGUCCUUAAACUCCAAUUUCUACUUGGCUCGAAUUAAAAUCACCACUUUUCUCGGUCACAAUUCAGCAAUGAACCAAAGAUAACGAGGAACAUUUCGGAAGAAAUCAUGACGUUUUAACGGUUGUUGAUUUGUGAUUACAAUCCUAAAACGCUUAUAUCCGUAUAUUGUCCAUUAAAUUAUUCGUAACCAUGUAUUACAAAUUAUAAUCAAACAACAAGGUUAUUUUAAAUGAAUUAAAAAUGCUUUUAUAAA
Molecule: messenger RNA, 3667 nt
Organism: Dendroctonus ponderosae (mountain pine beetle)
Lineage: Eukaryota; Metazoa; Arthropoda; Insecta; Coleoptera; Curculionidae
Gene: garnet
Product: AP-3 complex subunit delta
Exons: 19
Coding region: 276-3065 (929 amino acids)
Biological process (GO): Golgi to vacuole transport; synaptic vesicle membrane organization; synaptic vesicle budding from endosome
Cellular component (GO): membrane coat; AP-3 adaptor complex; presynaptic endosome
Source: RefSeq, a predicted model, not a curated record